UGCUAGCAGAGCGGGGGUGCGGUGUCCUCUGGGGUGCUUUCGCUUGUAUUUUCGUCCCAUUUAUAAAGCGUUAGCGGGGAAUAAAGCGGCCCACGGCUCGGAGCUGACCCUGGAACGGCUCACCGGAGAGGGAGGCUCAUCUGAAUGACUGACCGUCCCUGCGCGGCUACUGGCUCGACCUAGAAGAGGAGGGUGGGGAUUAAAACUUCCAGACCUCGCCCAGUCGUCGCUCCAUUUCAGAAGGCAGCUACACUCCUCUGGCGGCGUGAGACCUCCACCCCACCGAACCGAAUAAUUACUCAAGGGGACGAACGGCAGCAGCUGAGGGCAGAAGCCAGCCACCAUGUUCAGGAAAAACUUGAAGAAGGACCCGGAGCUGUUCCAGAACGUGUCGGAGGGGCUGCGGCGGCUCUACCGGACCAAACUGUUCCCCCUCGAGGACACGUAUCGGUUCCACGACUUCCACUCCCCCGCUCUCGAAGAUGCCGACUUCGACAACAAGCCCAUGGUGCUCCUGGUGGGUCAGUACUCCACCGGUAAGACCACCUUCAUCCGGCACCUCAUGGAGCAGGACUUCCCCGGCAUGCGGAUUGGCCCCGAGCCCACCACGGACUGCUUCAUCUCGGUGAUGCACGGCGAGCAGGAGGGGGUGAUCCCGGGUAACGCUCUGGUGGUCGACCCCAAGAAGCCCUUCCGAAAACUCAACGCCUUUGGCAACGCAUUCCUCAACAGGUUUAUGUGUGCCCAGCUGCCGAACCCGGUCCUGGAGAGCAUCAGUAUCAUCGACACCCCAGGAAUUCUGUCGGGGGAGAAACAGAGGAUAAGCAGAGGAUACGAUUUUGCCGCUGUGCUGGAGUGGUUCGCCGAGCGCGUGGACCGCAUUAUCCUCCUGUUCGACGCCCACAAGCUGGACAUCUCCGACGAGUUCUCCGAGGUGAUCCGUGCGCUCAAGAACCACGAGGACAAAAUGCGCGUGGUGCUCAACAAGGCGGACCAGAUCAGCACUCAGCAGCUGAUGAGGGUCUACGGAGCGCUGAUGUGGUCUCUGGGCAAAAUCAUCAACACACCCGAGGUGGUGCGCGUGUACAUCGGGUCGUUCUGGGCUCAGCCCCUACUGGUGGCGGACAACAGGAAGCUGUUUGAAGCGGAAGAGAAUGACCUGUUCUUGGACAUCCAGUCGUUGCCGCGCAAUGCGUCUCUACGCAAACUCAACGAUCUCAUCAAACGAGCGCGCCUCGCCAAGGUGCACGCCUACAUUAUCAGCUCCCUGAAGAAGGAGAUGCCGAGUGUGUUCGGAAAGGACUCAAAGAAGAAGGAGCUGAUCGCCAACCUGGGAGAGAUCUACACCAAGAUAGAGAAGGAGCACCAGAUCUCGCCUGGAGACUUCCCCAAUCUCGCCAAGAUGCAGGAGCUGCUCAACGGUCAGGACUUCACCAAGUUUGCGGUGGUGAAGCCCAAACUGCUGGAGGCGGUGGAGGACAUGCUGGCCAACGACAUCGCCCGCCUCAUGGCCAUGGUGCGACAGGAAGAGGCCAGCGUGCCCAGCCAGUCCGUCAAGGGCGGCGCCUUCGAGGGCACCAUGAGCGGCCCCUUCGGCCACGGCUACGGCGAGGGGGCCAGCGAGGGCAUCGACGAGGUGGAGUGGGUGGUGGGCCGCGACAAGCCCGCCUACGACGAGGUCUUCUACACCCUGUCGCCCAUCAACGGCAAGGUGUCGGGCGCCACCGUCAAGCAGCACAUGCAGAAGUCCAAGCUGCCCAACACGGUGCUGGGGAAGAUCUGGAAGCUGGCGGACGUGGAUAAAGACGGGCUGCUGGACGACGAGGAGUUCGCUCUUGCCAACCACCUGAUCAAGGUGAAGCUCGAGGGCCACGAGCUGCCGCCAACGCUGCCCGAUCACCUGAUACCCCCCUCCCAGCGCGGGACAGUCAGCUGCGAGUAGGAGUCCAGAGAGGAGCCUGGGGCUCGGCACUCGUCAGGACUCUCCACACCGAAAACACAAGCAUGAACAGCAACAUCCUCCGUCGAGCUGCGAGGGCUUCCGACCCGACGCCCCGGAGAAGUUAUCGCCGCGAUCGGUUUCACCAGAGAGAGACUGGAGGGGUUCUGAGGGGAGGUAAAGGGGGAGGAGGGAGGGAGGGAGGGAGGGGGGACAUGUCUGGUUAUCUUUGUGAAAUAAACGGGAAGGAGGGAAAGUUGAUUAGCAGGCCGAUGAAAGGACUUUAUUGGUUCAGGAACGGAUGGGUUGCUGCAUGGUGGGGCUGAGAACGGAUUUGUGCAUCCUGUGUAAAAGAUGUCUUAUAAGUAUACAGUCCAUAUUAUAAUAUGUUGAUCCAAAGAUAUAUAGUUUUUUUUCCCAUUUGGAGAGAGAACGAGGAAAUGAAUCGAACAGCUGUUAGAAUUACUUUAUCUAUAUUUUUGUAUUUUCUGACUGUUAACUUUGCCUCUUUCCAAAUGCUUCCCUUUUUAUUAUUUUGCCAAAUAAAUAAAAAGGAAUACUCUAUCAUUCA
Messenger RNA from Salarias fasciatus (jewelled blenny), 2510 nucleotides. It is a transcript of the gene ehd1a, whose product is annotated as EH-domain containing 1a. Bases 344 to 1942 code for a protein of 532 amino acids. NCBI's taxonomy places the organism in Eukaryota, Metazoa, Chordata, Actinopteri, Blenniiformes, Blenniidae. Gene Ontology annotation, molecular function: calcium ion binding; protein binding; GTP binding. The transcript is spliced from 6 exons. The record is from RefSeq and is a predicted model, not a curated record. Gene Ontology annotation, cellular component: plasma membrane; cytoplasm. Gene Ontology annotation, biological process: endocytosis; endosomal transport.